Messenger RNA from Aspergillus ochraceoroseus IBT 24754, 2100 nucleotides. Its product is annotated as Sec1 family protein. Gene Ontology annotation, cellular component: CORVET complex; fungal-type vacuole. The transcript is spliced from 4 exons. Gene Ontology annotation, biological process: vesicle-mediated transport; intracellular protein transport. The coding region runs from base 1 to 1977 and encodes 658 amino acids. The record is from RefSeq and is a predicted model, not a curated record. Lineage: Eukaryota; Fungi; Ascomycota; Eurotiomycetes; Eurotiales; Aspergillaceae.
AUGGCGCCGUAUCUAGGGUCGGAUGCGGACUAUUUUAAGGACAAGGCGCGUAGGGACUUGCUGAACCUCCUUGAAGGCGUUCGCGGGAAGAAGAAUCUUGUGAUUAGCCAGGGUUUGGCUGGCCCAGUUGGCCUGUUUGUCAAGUUCUCCCAGCUCCAGGAGUACGGCGUAGACCGCGUAUUCUUGCUCGAGAAUGGCAAUGUCGACUCAACCCAGCGCAAUGUUGUAUUUCUAGUGUAUGCCGAAAAGGCCCGCCAGGUGCGAGCAGUGGCAGAACAAAUCCAACGAUUACAGCGUAACAGCAGCAUUGACCAUGAAUUUUCUAUCUUCUGGGCCCCGCGACGGACCCUCGUAAGCAAUGCCAUUCUCGAGAGCGCAGGGAUUAUUGGGGACGUGAAUAUUGCUGAAUUGCCUCUUUGCUUUUUCCCUCUAGAGGAAGAUGUCUUUUCGCUGGAGCUGGAUGAUUCAUUUGGUGACCUCUACCUGCAUAAAGAUCCCGGCUGUAUCUUUCAUGCAGCAAAGGGCCUUAUGGAUAUUCAGAAACGGCACGGUUAUUUCCCCCGCAUAGUCGGCAAAGGAGACCACGCACGGCGACUUGCUGAUCUCUUACUGCGAAUGAGAAAGGAGCUCGAUGCAGAGGAGAGCUCUGGCUUGGCGGAUCUCGCCUCUCGAGGUCUUCUUCCUAGUGCACAUAUUGAGAGUCUAAUUGUUAUCGACCGAGAAGUUGACUUCGGUACACCUCUGCUCACUCAGCUAACGUAUGAGGGCUUGAUCGAUGAAUUGGUCGGGAUUAAACACAAUCAAGCGGACGUCGAUACAUCGAUUAUUGGCGCUGGUUCAGCGCCCCAGGCCCAAGAAUCUUCCAAACCUACCCAACAAUCCUCUAAGCAAGCCCAGAAACGGAAGAUCCAGCUGGAUGCUUCAGAUCAGCUGUUUGACCAACUUCGAGAUGCCAAUUUUGCUAUUGUGGGCGAUAUCUUGAACCGGGUGGCCCGCCGCCUGGAAACUGACUACGAAAGCCGCCAUACAGCGAAAACGACGUCCGAACUUCGCGAAUUUGUGAACAAAUUGCCAACAUAUCAGCUGGAGCAUCAAAGCCUUCGGGUCCACACCAAUCUCGCGGAGGAAAUCAUGAGAAAUACCCGUUCAGAUAUCUUCCGCAAGAUUUUGGAAGUUCAGCAAAACCAUGCUGCGGGCGCUGAUCCUGUCUACCAACAUCCUUCAAUUGAAGAGCUCAUUGCUCGAGAUGUCCCACUCAAAGCUAUACUCCGGUUACUGUGUCUGGAGUCGUGUAUGUCUGGAGGGUUACGACCCCGAGACCUCGAAAACUUCAAGAGACAGAUUGUGCAAGCAUAUGGACACCAGCAUCUGCUAACGUUUUGUGCCUUGGAAAAGAUGGAACUCCUACAGCCGCGUUCCUCCGCCACCGCCAUGCUACUCCCAGGCACUGGCGCCCAAGCAGGAGCCAAAACAAACUACAGCUAUCUGCGGAAGAACCUACGCCUCGUGGUGGAGGAAGUUAGUGAAAAGGAGCCAAACGAUGUCGCCUACGUGUAUAGCGGAUUUGCACCGCUGAGUAUCCGGCUCGUCCAGUGCGUUCUCCAAAAACCAUACAUCCUUUCGCUUAUACGAGGUGGUUCUACGGCAGCUACAACAAGCCCUGCGAACACCGCAUCCCCGGGAUGGCUUGGAUUCGAGGAUGUCGUCAAGAGUGCUCGGGGUUCCACCUUUAGCAUAGUUCAGAAGGGUGACGAUAAGGCAGUUCGCGCGCGACAGACUCUCAGCGGCAACAACCACUCGAAGACCGUUUUUGUGUUCUUCCUGGGUGGUAUCACAUUUACUGAAAUCGCGGCGCUUAGAUUUAUCGCCGCCCAGGAGGCUCCGAGACGGAAGAUUGUUAUUUGUACAACGAGUAUCAUUAGCGGGGACAGGAUGAUGGAGGCAGCGAUGGGGAAAGGUAGCUUUGCGCCGACUUGAGUAAUACGACUCGCUUCAUCCUGCAAGGAUAUUAAAUGUUAAUACCACAAAAGGAUAGCUUUACAGUGCUCGAAUAAUUAUUAUAAUACACGUUCAUGUACUGAUGAAGAAAGCCACGAGUUU